GUGUGUGUGUGUUCCCAUCACAACCAAGAUGGCGGCGGAGCGGACAGCCGGCUCGGCACAGUGAGUGACAGGAGAAGCAGCCUCGGUCGGUUGGACAGCUAACGGUUAGACUCUGAGGGGGAGAAAAAUACAAUAACAACACCUCCCUUACCGUUCAUCUCACCUUCUGUAAUGCAACAGCGUCGGUAGAAGCCAGACACCGUCCGAAGUUGUGUGCGAGGACUAAUCUGACGUUCACAAGCGGGGUAGUUGGCGGGGAUGGGAAAUGAUGGAGGACAAAGGCCCUCGUGUAGCCGACUACUUUGUGGUGGCCGGUCUGACGGACCCGUCCAAGCCGUUGGACCAGGAGAUCCACUUUGAUGAUGUCUGCCACAAGACGGCCAAGCCUAAGGCACCCAUCACAGAUGUGGCAGUGGUGAUCCGCUCAGCGGGGGAGGAGGUGCCGCCAGGGUUCACAUGCAUAGAAACAACACCGACAGGCCAAUCGGCUGAUCUUAACAACGGCGCCCUCAUGGCGCCGCAGAUCUUAUUGUGCUACAGGCGAGGUUGUGACAAGCCACCGCUAACCGACUUGGGUGUGCUGUAUGAGUGGAAGGAGCGUCUAAAGCAGGGUUGCCACCUUAUCCAAACCACACCUUCUGGUCGCCCAGCCAACAUCAGUGGUAAUUCCUCCCAACGCAUCUACAUCACCUACCGCCGGGCUCCCGAGAGCCAGCCGCACGCCGCCUUGGCUGUCACAGACGUCUGCAUCAUCAUCCCGAGCAAAGGGGAGACCCCACCACACACCUUCUGCAAGGUGGAGAAGAAUCUCAACAGCAGCAUGUGGGGAUCCUCAGUCUACCUGUGUUACAAGAAGUCUGUGGCCAAAACCAACACAAUAGCGUACAAAGCAGGUUUAUUCAGCAGAUAUCCAGAGGAGGACUAUGAGUCAUUCCCUCUGCCAGAGUCUGUUCCUCUCUUCUGCCUUCCCAUGGGGGCCACAAUUGAGUGCUGGCCAGCUAACACCAAAUACUCCCUCCCUGUUUUUUCCACCUUUGUCCUCACUGGAGCCUCUGGAGAGAAGGUUUACGGUGCUGCCAUUCAGUUCUAUGAGCCCUACCCACAGGAGUGCCUGACUGAUCAGCAGGUCUCCCAGCUGGGUCUCCAGAACCCUGACCCACACAAACCCUCUCCCUCCAGCUCUAUGGCCGCUGGCACCAGCAGCACCGCAAACGGCAGCCCGUGCUCGGUCUACACCAACAAGUGUAUCUGCCUGCUCUCUCACUGGCCCUUCUUCGACGCUUUCCGCAAGUUCCUCACAUUCCUCUAUCGCUACUCCAUCUCAGGCCCUCAUGCCCUGCCCAUUGAGAAGCACAUCUCCCACUUCAUGCACAAAGUUCCCUUCCCUUCCUCUCAGAGGCCUCGCAUCCUUGUGCAGCUUUCCCCUCAUGAUAGCCUGAUGCUGAGCCAGCCGGUCUCUUCUCCGUUACCGCUCAGUGGUGGUCGAUUUUCCACACUGCUCCACAACCUUGGGCCAGAGAACGCUGUCACCUUGCUGGUGUUUGCUGUCACUGAACAUAAGAUCCUGAUCCAUUCACUACGACCGGCUGUACUGACCAGUGUUACUGAGGCUCUCGUGUCUAUGAUUUUUCCAUUCCACUGGCCCUGCCCGUAUAUUCCUCUGUGCCCCCUGGCGUUGGCUGAUGUGUUGAGUGCCCCCUGUCCGUUCAUUGUAGGUGUGGACUCUCGCUACUUUGAUCUUUAUGAUCCCCCUCCGGAUGUCAGUUGCGUGGACCUGGACACAAACACCAUCUUCCACCAUGAAGAUAAGCGAGCCCUCACAUGGAAGAUCCUGCCAAAGAAAGCUUGUAAAAACCUAAUGAAUGUGCUGAAUAAUCUCUACCAGCAGCUUGUUGAUGGUCAGUACCGACCAGAUGGGCUGCUGGAGCUGAGCAUGAGCGAUUCGUCAGAGCUGAGCUGUGGGAAGAGUCUCCACACACUGGAGCUAGAGAUCCAGGAAGCCUUUCUGCGCUUCAUGGCAGCAAUUCUGAAGGGCUACCGCUCCUUCUUGCGCCCCAUCACUCAAGCGCCUUCAGAGAAAGCCACAGACGCUAGCUCGCUCUUUGACUUGCAAGGGUUCUUGAAGAGCCGCGACCGCUCACACCAGAAAUUCUACUCCCUAAUGACGAAGACCCAGAUGUUCAUCCGCUUUAUCGAAGAGUGCUCCUUUGUCAGCGACAAAGACGCCAGCCUGGCCUUCUUUGACGACUGUGUGGAUAAACUUUACAAUUCAGAGCGGGGUGCAGAUAAAGGAGGCAAGGUGGACAGCGACAGGCCGGAGGAGACCCGGCUGAUAGAGAUUGAUGAAUCCCAGCGUAGUGAGCACACAGUCUUCAUCACGCCUCCAGAGCUGCCUCCUCUGCCCGAGGGAGAGGAGCAUCCACUAUGCUACAGGUAUGAUGGUUUCCCAGUGUUGAGUUUAGAUCUAUUUGACCCCGUGGAGGGUCUGCGGACACCCUCCUCCCGCCUCGCUGCCAGGCACAGCUGUCCCACCAGUCCUGCCCCCAUGUUUAGACGCACCAAGCAGGAGAUCAAAUCAGCCCAGAAGAUUGCUAAAAAGUACUCAUCCAUCCCUCAGCUGUGGUCUAAGUGCCUGCUGCGUCACUGCUACGGUCUGUGGUUCAUCUGCCUGCCAGCAUACGUGAAGGUGUGCCACUCCAAGGUGCGAGCGCUUCGCACAGCCUACGACGUCCUCAGGAAAAUGCAGGCGAAGAAGCUACAGCCCCCUGAUGAGGUCUGCUACCGGGUGCUGAUGCAGCUGUGUGGACAGUAUGGGCAGCCUGUCCUGGCGGUGAGGGUCCUCUUUGAGAUGAAGAAGGCUGGAGUCCACCCCAACGCCAUAACGUAUGGUUACUAUAACAAGGCAGUACUGGAGAGCACAUGGCCCUCCAGCACCAGAGGAGGAUACUUCCUGUGGAUGAAGCUAAGAAAUGUCAUACUGGGCGUGGCGCAGUUCAAACGGGCGCUACGACGACACGCAGGCCUCACCCAGAGCCCUCUGUCAGAUGGCAGUGACCUGGACGCUGUGAGUCACGGCAGCCUGGAUAGCUCUGCCGACACUAACCUGGUCGAGCAGGGCCCCUACGCCGCCGACUCCGUCAAAGUAGACCCCACUGAUGAUAGAUCUAGCACAGGUGAUCAGUCAGACUUGGGUUAUAAUUCCCUGUCAAAAGAGGAGGUGCGGAGAGGAGAACCCGCUGGCCAGGACUCUGCCCCUGACAAAGACGACAAGAAGGAGAGCGACUGCAGCUCCUUGUCAGAGACAGAAAGUGCCAAGGGAAGCAAAGAUUGCCUCCCUCAGCUUGACUUGGAGAUGAGUUCUUCCUUCAGACCCCGUGGCAUUGUUCGCAGCAGCUGUCCAUUUGAUGACUCAGCCUGUAAACCCAAGAGCUCCGCCAGUGCAGACCACGUUGCAGGUCUCCUCUUCACUACCUCCCUGGAUGAGAUUGGUGAGAUUCAGACAAACAGUUUGCUCCGGAGACAUAAGAGCGCUCUGGAGGAGGUGAUGGGCAGCGCCAGCAGUGGCUCAGCGCUUGACUGGCAGGGCGUAAAGAGCCGUCGGCUGAGUGGUGACACUGUGGGCAGCAGUGGGAGUGGCACCACUGUCCUGGGCCUGGGCAUGAGCCAGGGUGAAACUGAUCCAGAUAAAAUCGCAGGACACCUGGGCGCAGAUGCUAAAAUCCUCGCUGGUGCCAACUUCACUAAGACUAGGAGGCCUCAUUCUCUGGCUCUGGGUGGGCUCGAGGGGGUGGCUGCUAAGUCACACGCUGCCAGGAGUAGUGAUCACAGGGAAGUGGAUGAGGAGGCGGAGCGGCAGGACUCCAGCGAUGAGGACAGGAACACUACAGAGGCCAUUUUUGAUCUAGAGGAUUUGGAUUUCGAAAAGCCCUCUAAGGGGGCAAAACCUUAUAAAAAACCUGUUGAACGCAGCGCCAGCUAUGGUGGUGUGAGCACCAUGACAAACAGAGGCACUGUGAAGCGCACAGGUAUUGAAACAGGCUACGACCCUCUCUCCCUCCUGGCAGCAGAGUCUGAUCAGCAAAAUGAGGAACGGUACACGGAGGGGGACCAGGCCAGCACUCCUAGUGCCCGGAGGCACCUGGCCAGGGAGAUUGAGCUCUACAUGAACCACAUGGGCAGCCCGCUGAGCAGCCACAUGCCCAGUCUGGACCUUCAGGACCCAGCCAGCCCCGUCCUCCUCCACCAUUCCUCACUCUCUGCUUCCUCCCGCAGAGCCAGCCUCCCCCACAGCUCCCCCCUCAGGACUGCAGGAGUCCCUCGCUCCCGCACCUUCCAGCCGCCGUCGCCCUCUCAGCCCAUCUCGCGCCAACGGCUGUGGUCUUCACCUCCAUCUCGAAGCUCUAGCACCACCCCCAGCCCGAGUCCUCGACCCAGCCCCUACAGAGAGAGGGCGGACAGGAUGAGCCUGACGUCACCUUCGCUCUCCUCCUCCUCUUUUGCUUUAGAUACGCUUCUGACGCCAACACUGGAUGUGUUCAAGACCAGCGUGUUCUCUGCUGGGAAGGAAGUAGCAGAGAAAGCGAGCCGCUGGUACACGCGCCUUGCCACAUACACAACACCCACCAAGGACAGUCAGAGUGACCAUUUGAGCGUGUCCUCCCUCUGUGCGGGAGAUCCAGACUGCUCCUCACUGUUAGAUGACGAAGACUCUGGAGACACAGAGCACUCAAUGGUCUUUCCAUUGAGGAAUGGCCCUGUUGGCCCUCCAGGACCUCGCAGGAGUCCCAGACGCAGCCCCCUCCGCAGCCAUCUGGACAGUCCCACUGCAGGAUCGAGCCACAGAAGACCCACAUCUCUGCUCCCUGGACUGCCUGGCUUCUCUCUGCCAGACAAGUCGGACCUCAGCUCUUCACGGUACACCAGCAACACUAGCAUCUUCAACAACUACGCCAUGGAGCUGCUGAUCUCCAGCUGUUCUCGCUGUAAGACCUGCGACUGCCUAGUGUAUGAUGAGGAGAUCAUGGCCGGCUGGACAGCAGAUGACUCCAACCUGAACACCACCUGCCCCUUCUGUGGAAACCCCUUCCUGCCGUUCCUCAACGUGGAGAUCAGGGACAUGCGAGGACCUGGCAGGCUCUUCCUGAAAGGCAGCCCAUCAGUAGAUGAGGCGAUGACCUCGUCAUAUUCUGCCUCCACAGGGUUGGACACAGGGACGUCCACCUUGUCUACGCCCUGUCCCACGACAGCUGUCUCCCCUCCGUCCCCUAUGAUUGCUAUGCAGGAGUGCUCAGCAAGGUCUCGGUCAACCAGGGAUCAAGGCAUCAAUAUACCCGUAGAACACCGGCAGGGGGCGCUAUCCUCUGGAGCUCCUAUAGUCCGCAGUGUCAGCGCCUUUGGUCCUCUGGAUGAAACGACCCGACAAAACUGCUGUUUGCCAACAUCAGGCAGUCUGCCCAGUUGUCUGAACGAAGCCACGGACCCACUGAGUAUGGAGUGGCGGCUUCACAACCCCGAGCCUGUGACGGUUCCCUACCUGAGCCCGCUGGUGCUGUGGAAGGAGCUGGAGAGUCUGCUGGAGAACGAGGGCGACUCAGUGAUCACAGAGGCUGACAUGGUGGACCAUCACCCCAUCAUCUACUGGAACCUGGUCUGGUACUUCAGACGGCUGGACCUGCCCAGCAACCUGCCAGGUCUCAUCCUCACCUCUGAGCAUUGCAACAGAGACUCCCAGAUCCCUCGCCACUGGAUGUCUGAGGACAGUAAACACGUGUUGAUCCAGAUCCUGUGGGACAACCUCAAGCUGCACCAGGACCCCAUCCAGCCUUUGUACAUCCUCUGGAACACAUACAGACUUAAUUGUACUCUGUUGUUAGAGAAUGUUGGUUACCCUGUGUCUCGGCCAGUCCCAGAGGAAGAAAAGCCGUUCAGUGAGGAGCUGCUGCACAGUAUGGUGAAGAGCAUCCAGAGGAACGACGUCAGCCGCCCGAUGGCUCAGCUGCUACAGCUGAUGGGCCAGACACUCGGGGUCAAAAGGCAAAGGAGUUUGUACAGGGACAUCCUCUUCCUGUCCUUGGUGGCUCUGGGAAAAGAUAACAUUGAUAUUGACGCCUUCGACCGUGAGUACAAGUUGGCGUACGAUCGCCUUACACCCAACCUGGUGAAGCUGACCCACAACUGUGACCGUCCUCCGAGCACAGGUGUCAUGGAGUGUCGCAGGACUUUUGGAGAGCCUUACUUGUAAAGAGUCACCUAAACACACUAUGAUUAACUCUCAUCAUCCUCAUUGUUGCUUUAAGACUAGCUCAGGAAACCAGUUGGAAGACCACGAAUGUGCACUACGGGAAUGUUUGGGGGAACUCUGUAAGCGCUCAUAGGGGUACAGGUGACUGUGGACAGCAUUAUGUAGCCUGAAGUUUUAGAGACUUCUAUCUAUGAGGACAGAAACACUACACGCAGCGUUCAUAAACUCCUCUCCAUGCAGUGUUGAGUGAGCCGCAACAGCUUUCAUUGGGAAUGAGUGACAGUGAUGCAGAUAUCCUGUAAAUACACAACAGGAAAGGAUUUUUUUUUUUUUUUAAAUGUACCAUUCUUAUUGUAUAUCAUUUCACCAUAUGAAGACUAAUAUUAGCAAUAUUUUAACUGGAACUUUAUUUAUACAAAGUCAGCUUAUUUAUUGUACCGUCCUUUUGUUAUGUGCAGUGUUUGACUUUGUCCUGUGGUCGCUGGCCGUCUUCUCGUCUUGCAGUUUUAAACCAGGAAAAAUGUUUUCGCUCAGUGUGGAAAAGAUGCAGUACAUGUUUGGUGUGUGUUUUCAGUGAGCUUUCUAUGCUUUAUGAGAUAGAACUUUUUUAAUUAGAUAUGCAUCGAUUUUGAAGACAGAUUGCAUAUUGCAGAUUGCACAGGCUUUCUAGUUGUCAGCGAAAAGUGAAGGAACGUAAAGCCAACACGGUGGCUUACAGAAGCCCUGAGAGGCGAGUGAGGCAAACAAAAUCAAAUGAAUCUGAUAUAAAGUGUCCUGUAUUUAUGACUAAAGACCAAGCUGUGAAAAAUGGUCAAACUUCCCUUCUCUGAAACACAGGGGAAAAACAUGAUCCUGCAUUUACAAAGCAUUUGCUUUUCACUGUUUAAGCCAUAAACAUCAGAGUUACAAAAUAGUUUUUUCAUAAAAAUAAACAGCAGAAGCACAUUACAGUGACAGAGUAAAAGACCUUAUCAUAAAUUGCAUUCUUGCACACUCGUUCACACCAGUUCAGAUUAAACAGGACAUUUCAUUGUAAAAAAACAAUCAUGUUCAUUACUUUAAAUCAGCGAAUGUUAUGACCCUGAUCCUCUCAUGGAGCGAUGAAUGCUGAUUAUGUUAAUCUUUUCUUGUACUGAAGAGCAUAUGUCCUAAUUACCAGAUCACUUGUCAGAGGAAAACGGUAUGUUUGGGGUUUGUUUACAAAAAACGAUUUCUGAGCUUUAAGCUAUUCAUCCUCAUGAGAAGUACCACUUUUAGUCUUCUUCAGCAGGCUGUUUGUACAUAUCAGUGUUACAGAGGUGUUACCGGCCCUAUAGGAAGCCACAUAGCGGUGAGGAAGAGAGCAGAUUGCGGACAGGUGAGUCUUCUGCAGCCAAUCAGCAUUAAAGGUCAAUCAGAGCGGUUAACAGGGAUGGCAGAGAAUCUAUGAUAGAUGGAGCAGUGAGGCAUGUGUAACACCUCCACCUUCACCUCAACCACAAAAAAAGAUAACAUAUCAGCCAAACCAUUGUUUUUUUACUUUGAAACUUGACUUGAUGUUCAAAGGCUGUAAAAAUAAUAGCCAACACAUCCGCCACUGGUAUGAGUUACACAUGAGUGCGUCACAUUUGUUUACAUUCAUUUUCGUGGUCUAACCCAAAUCGAGAGAUGAAUUUGGGGUUGUAAGAGUUCACAGCAGUAUGAAUUAGUUCAAAUUAAAUAUUUUAAAUGGCAAACAUAUACACAGUCAGCCAUAAUAGCAAUAAUAAUAAUAAUAGUAAUGAUAAUAAUAGUAAUAAUACUACUACUACUAAUAACAAUAAUAAUAAUACUGAACCUUUUUUGUAGUUUUUUUGUUAUUCACAGUUAUUUCUUUAAUUCGUGAUGAUAACAGCAGACUGAAAUUUAAAGUCAAAGUAAACUUUAUUUGUCAUGCUGGCUAGACAAGGACGGCAUAGUGGAACAAAACUGUGUUUCUCCUAGAACACCGUGCACUAUAGUCACAGUAAUUAUACAGGAAUACCCAGCUAAGAUCAAAAUCUACAAAUAUUGCACAGCAGAAACUUAGACACUAUAUGUGACUCUUUGUACUGAUGAAUAUUAAAAACAUAGGUGCUCAUGUUAUGCAGACACUGAAAAAAUUGCACAAAGUAGCAGCAGUUACAGAGACAUUUUGUGUGAGAGUUUGCAUAUACAACAGUUCUUGGACUGUGUGUCUGUGGUACGUGAUAGUGUGUAUUUAAAGAGAGUUCAGGACUCUGAUACUGCGAUAGUGUUUUUUAGAGGGCAGGAUGGUAAACGGUUUGCGUGUCGGCAGCUCUGUGCAGGGAGGAUUUGGUGUGUGGUCCUGUGUAGGUGAGAGAGGAGACCUGGCAACCUGAUCUGGUGUCUUCGCCAUUCUCUGAAGUUUGCGCUGAGACGUUACUCUCUGUAGUGCUUCUGUGGGAAGUGAUGAGGGCAGAAGGGAGUCGGAUUGCUCUUCUUGACCGCUUCAAGAAGCGCAAGCGCUGCUGUCCGCCUUUUAAUGAGGAAGGUGGUAUCUGUAAGCCCAGGAACCCGGUGCUGUUAACUAGCAGUGUGGCGCUGUCAAGGAUUGUGGGUGGAGUGUGGGAUAAAUAGCGUGAACAAUCACCCUUACAACAUACAAUAUCAAUCGAUCUAUGUGACCUAAAUCACUUUAAAUGGAGGGAAAACCAAAGUGAAGUUUUGAUUUGUUGGUAACAAUUAUCCAACUAUAAAGAUAUCGAUGAGUCUUAGCGGAGGUUAAAAGAAGAGCUUGGUGUUUAUGGUACAAACUGUAAAGCCCCGCCUUUCAUUUAAUAACAGCAUAUCUGAGUGUUUAUUGCACAUGCAGCCACGUGGCCAGUUAGGCCUGUGGCUGAAUCAAAUGACUUUAAUCUCAUUGCCUUCCGCUUCUAUAUCUUUUUAAUACAAUAAUCCAAAUUAUUUUAAUGUCUUGGACCUCAAGGUGGCUCCUGUUUUUUGUGUUGUCUCUUCUUUGCUUGUCUAUGGAUGCAGGUUGUUUCUUUUUUAAACCCACCGAGCAGCCAGGAUGCCAGAAUCUUUUGGGAACAUAUGUGGAGAAAAGGUUUAAAUUUUUCUUUCUGGCAACAUCCACUCAUUAGCCAGUUUUAUUAGUGCUGUAUCAGACUAAAGCUAAAUUGAGAAUUCUUAUUUCAGCUAGCAUAAACAAACAGUAAAAGAGGACUUUAUUAUAAAAAGUAGGAUUUAUGAAUGUAUAGCUUGAUACCUGCAGAUGUUUACACCCUGAGGUUUGUAUCCACCAUUAAAUUUACUAAAGAUUUAACUUUUGGACAGGUGUAAAGAUAACAGAGUUCAACUUUGCAAAGAGCCUACUUCACUUGAAUAUAAAGUUCAUAUUUUAAUUUUUGAAAUCCUUAUGGGGUUAUUUAAGUUCUAGAGACCGUAUGAUGUUCUGUUGGGGAAAAUCAAAUGGACCCUGGAGUGCAUUGCCUCUGUCACUUAUAUUUGUUACUGCCUUAGUGAGGAUAUUAAUCCAGCUUUGAAAGGCAGAGUGGUUGAAGGAGGACCCCUGGCUCUGAAAUGACCAAGGUCCUAUGAAUAUCAGCCAAGUCUUUGAUUUGUGGCAUGGCUAAGCAAAACUGGAAAAGUUUAACAAGUUGCACGUCUUUGUCCCUGAAAAAAACCCCAAACCUUUAGGUGUGGAAAUCUCUUUAACUGGUGAAUUUUGAUUUGGGAGAUGACACAUCAGCUUAGAAAAGCUGUGAUUCAUUUGUGGAUUUCUAUUGUGUUUAAAAGAAAAUAGUACUGUAAAAAUACAUGAUUAUGUAGAUUCUGGGCCAUGUACAUUUGAAUUGCCCUUUGUAUAAAUCACAUUUUAUAACAGUGUAUUCACACAUGUGCAAAGGUCCUUUUAGAAGUGGUGAAGUUCUGACGUUCUGUACAGCGACCAGAUCUACAGGACUGUUUAAGUGUAAAUAAAAUCAUGUACACCCUCA
Messenger RNA from Oreochromis niloticus (Nile tilapia), 10200 nucleotides. RefSeq names its product C-myc promoter-binding protein. The record is from RefSeq and is a predicted model, not a curated record. Gene Ontology annotation, cellular component: ESCRT I complex; cytoplasmic vesicle. Gene Ontology annotation, biological process: regulation of Rab protein signal transduction. The transcript is spliced from 34 exons. Gene Ontology annotation, molecular function: protein binding. Lineage: Eukaryota; Metazoa; Chordata; Actinopteri; Cichliformes; Cichlidae. The coding region runs from base 266 to 6241 and encodes 1991 amino acids.